UGUGGUGAAUGCAAUGAGGGGAGGUUGGGCGGAAAUGAAGUCAGGGCCACAAGACAACCAAAUGCAAACAAUGUGCGAAAACAAAUGGACCAACGACAGAAGUUAUAAACGGAGAAAAGGAAGCGUGAUAUAAGAAGACAGUGAAAUGAAAAGUUCUAGUCCUAGCAUCGGCACAGGACAUACAGUGUGACUUGGAUAUGAAUCUGCUUUGCUGGGGUAGUGGGGACCUUGGCCAGACUGGCCAUGGCAGACCAGGGGACAUCGGUCCAGAGGAGGCCCAUCUGAGAGACUUCACAAUGGCAAGGCUGGGCAGAGCGAAGCUCCUGGCAUGUGGAUCCAGUCACUCCAUUGUGGUUACAGUGGACAACAAGAUCUUUGCAUGGGGGAAUGGCACCAGUGGACAGCUGGGUAACGGAGAGAAGGCAGUAAAGGACCAGCCAGUCAAGGUUAAGUUGCCACAGGAACUGAACGUUGAAGGAAGCAACGCAGAUGUGGAUGUCGUCGACAUUGUUGGUGUGGCCUGUGGAAGCAGACACUCCUUCAUAUGGACUGAAACUGGGCGGGCCUACAGUUUUGGGAACAACUUCUACGCCCAGCUAGGCUAUGACGUCCAGAGGCUUGACUUCAAAGACCACCAGCUGGCACCACGUUUGUUCCAGAAUCUCCCAUCCUCUCUGAAAAUAUCUCAAGUGGCCUGCGGAGAGCGACACACUCUGUUUGCGCUGGAGGACGGCAGUGUGGCGGCAUGUGGGCAGAAUGAUUAUGGACAAAUUGGCAGUGGUUCUGAGGAAAAUGUGGUCAUCCCUCGGUUUGUGGAGGGUGUGGACCAUGUGUCGAAAGUCACCUGUGGGGCAAACCACAAUCUUGCACUGACAGGUGACGGCAGGUUGUUUCAGUGGGGAUGUGGACGGGCAUGUGGGAACAGAAAAAGGAACAUCCUUACCCCAGAGGAAGUGACGCCACCAAGCUCGCCAGUGAGAGACAUUGCUGGCGGAUGUUGGCAUAGCCUGCUUCUAACAGAUGGUGGGAAUGUCUUCUCCUGGGGGAUGGGGCAAGAGGGACAGCUUGGACUUGGAGAGGAAGGGAUUCAUAUCUCCACUCCUUGUCUUCUCAGCUAUUCUCAGCUCGCUGAGGUCACACAGAUACAAGCAGGGGACAGCUACAGUUCAGCCGUCACAGCAGGUGGAGAGCUGCUUCUCUGGGGUCAGAUCCCCUGUGUGUCCCGGGUCAGUGAUCAUCCAGGCCUCAAAAAGCUCUGGACCCCACAGCCUGUUCCACUGGCAGGCAGAAAGGUGUGUGAUGUGGCCUGUGGUACCUGGCAUAUGAUGGCCCUCACCACAACAAGCCGAGAGAAGAACAGUGAAUGUGCUCACUCAGAAACUGAAGCUCGCUUCAGAGACCUUGUCAGUGAUCCCCUGCCGACGGAGCACACCGAGAAAGAAAACACAGUGCAAGACUCCAGGCAGGUUCAACACAAGCUGCUUCACGGUCUGGAGAGACCAGAGGGCUCUGAGGAGUACGAGAAGGAUGAAGAAAGUGAGAGUGCAGAGGAAGACGAAAGACUAAACAAAGAGGAGGGAGAUGGAGCGUUACACGAAUCAGCGUUUGCCAUUGCCAGGUCUGCAACGGGGAUGGACAGGAGAGGAAAUGGCCACUCAUCAAUCAAAUCCGACCAAGGGGAUGAGAGGGAGAGUUGCAGGACAGCUGCAACGUGGGAGCUAAGGAAAGAACCAUGCAGAAGCAGAGGAAGCAGAGAUGUUGUAUUCACCACUUUGCAUCUGUUACCCAGGUCAGAAGGAGAGCAAUGCAGGCCCACUGCCAGCAGCUUGCCCCGGCUACUCACAGGACAUCAGGCUCAUAGCAGGGUUUUAGAUGAGGUUCGGAUGGUGAGUUUAACGAUAUGAUCCCAGAGAACAAAUCCAAAUGAUCCAGCUUGUCGCUAGUAUGUUUCACGUAUGUCUUCAAAAGACAACAAGCAUCUGGGUUUGCACACAUUUAAUCUUAUUUCUUUUUCUUUUUCAAAUUUGUCUCUUUAAGUACAAUCCAUUGCUUUUGUUAGAUAGUUAGACAGUAGAGAGUGAAUGGAAACAUCUGGAUGACCCGGUGAUGUCACUGGGCUGCUGGCCCUUAACCCUUUAUUUGUUAUACUUACUAUGAAUUGUCCUUCUACAACAUGCCUGAGAGAGCUAAGUGGUUUUGUACUUUGAGAGGCAGUAUUACAUCACUUUGGCUGAGAUUAAAGAAGCAAGUAUACAUUAGCUGGCUGGCAGG
This is a messenger RNA of Perca fluviatilis (European perch), 2271 nucleotides long. RefSeq names its product ultraviolet-B receptor UVR8-like. NCBI's taxonomy places the organism in Eukaryota, Metazoa, Chordata, Actinopteri, Perciformes, Percidae. The record is from RefSeq and is a predicted model, not a curated record. The transcript is spliced from 13 exons. The coding region runs from base 198 to 1904 and encodes 568 amino acids. Gene Ontology annotation, cellular component: cytoplasm. Gene Ontology annotation, molecular function: guanyl-nucleotide exchange factor activity.